ACGAUGUCGUUCCAAAGACCAUAGCUGGGGGCACUGCACGCUAUCGUCCAGCCCUAAAGUGCAAAGCCAGCCAGAGGCAUAGGCGGAUAUGCUCUCACCUCUCCUCCUCCUUCAAAUAAACUAAAAUUAAGUAGUAGAUUCUCUGUACCUCUUUCUUCUUCGGUAGACUAGUAGUAGCUUAUAUAUUGUUGUUGGAAUUAAUAAUAAUAAUAAAAUGGGUUUUGGAAAAGAAGGAGAAACAAAAACAGAAUUCGAAGAAGAGAAAGAAGGAGAUCAUGUUGAAAGCAGCGAUUACUACUUCGAUAAGAUUGGGAAACCCAUUCCCAUCCUCUCUGAUCAAACUGUUUCCCCUUUCCCUUUGCAAAACCCUCCUCUUCCCUCUCGCCCCCUCGCCCUCUCCCAAUACCACCGUCUCAUCUUCAUCGCCCAUCCCUCUGGGUUUCUGGUUGCGAGGACUCAAGAUGUCAUGGAUGCCGCUAUGGAUAUUAAGGAAAAAGGAAGCUCUUCUUCUUCGUCCAUUCAACGUGUCAGUCUUGUGGAUGUCCCUAUUGGGAAAGUUCACAUUUUGACACUCUCUACUGACUGCUCUACUCUUGCUGUUUCUGUUGCUGCUUAUAUUCAUUUCUUCCAUGUCCAUUCCCUUCUCGAUAUGGAGCAAAAACCGUCCUUCUCUUGUGCUCUGAGUGAACCAUCAUCAUCUACUGUCAAGGAUAUACAAUGGCGAAGGAGACCGGACAAUUCUUACCUUGUUCUUUCAAAUCAGGGGAAGCUAUAUUAUGGUGAUCUUCCUGCCGGCACCCAUACUCUUAAACACGUAACGGACAAUGUUGAUGCUGUUGAAUGGAGUCUAAAAGGAAAAUAUAUUGCUGUCGCAAGAGGGAGUAUUAUCAGCAUUUUGUCCUCAAAUUUCAAGGAAAGGUUCAGUAUAUCCCUCCCAUUCAGAUCAUGGAUUGCUGAUAGUGAUGAUAACUGCACUGUUAAAGUGGACUCUAUCAGAUGGGUACGUCAUGAUAGUAUCAUUGUAGGAUGCUUUCAGCAAACUGCAGAUGGAAAGGAAGAAAAUUACCUUCUUCAAGUAAUCAGCAGAAAAGAUGGCAAGAUUUAUGAUAGUUCUUCCAAGCCAGUCGUGCUAUCAUUCUAUGAUCUAUUUUCGGGUCUUGUUGAUGAUAUUGUGCCCUAUGGAAGUGGACCUUAUUUAUCCCUGGACUAUUUAGAACAGUGUGAGCUUGCAAUUACAGCUAACAAGAAGAACACAGAUCAGCACAUUGUGUUGCUUGGUUGGUCAGUGGAGGAUGAGAUGAGUGAAACUGCAGUUAUUGACAUUGAACGAGAUACUUGGCUCCCUAGGAUUGAGCUUCAAGAAAACGGAGAUGAUAAUUUGAUCAUGGGGCUCUGUGUUGACAAGGUUUCCCUCUAUGGAAAAGUAAAAGUUGAAGUGGGGGUUGAAGAACAGAAAGAACUUUCACCCUUCUGUGUUCUUAUGUGUGUUACUCUUGAGGGAAAGCUUGUCAUGUUCCGGGUUGCAAGUGCCACAGGAGCUAAUAUUCGACCAGAAGUUGAUUCUUCCCUUGAGGAUGAGAAAGAGGAUAUUGCUUUGGAACAUGAAGGAUGUGAUCAGUCUAAUCUUUCUUCUGGGUUGCAUGAACAAACAUUGGAAAACAUAUCACUAGGUCUUCAACCACAACAUGUGAGCAACAAGGAACUACAGCUCAAUAAAGAUGGUGGAAUUCCUACACAGAAGGACCUUGUUCCUUCUGACAAGAAUGAGAUUCCUGAAAAACUGGAAAUAAAAUCACUUUCUGUACAACAAAGUGUGAAAUUAGGGCAGUCAUCUUUGAAGGCCUCAUUCCCAGAGAUACCUAGUUAUUUAGGGAGUGAUUCCAGCAAAACAGAAACUCAAAAACUUGCUGGGUUUGCGUCUAGAUCCACCUUAUCUGGAAAAGUUUUAACUGAUGCCCCCAGCAUAUCAAGUCGAAAGGAUUUACCAAACAAUGCUGAUCUUUUUAAGGCACCUCCUAGGGAAGUUGGAUCAAAUGCUUUACCAGGUGUCCCAUCUCAGUCAUGGUCAAGUGGAAAAGUUACAUUAUCAGCUUCAACUUUGAUUCAAGGAAAUAGACCUGAUUAUAAUAAUGUUCAAGUUGGUGCUGCAAAUGUUCCUAGUGACCUUGGCAGUAAAUCUUUUUGCAUGAAGGAUACUGCUGGUCAAUCAACUUCUGUCAACACUUCUGUUAGACCAGCUCUUGACAGGGAACAAAGAGGUUCGAUUGUGUCAGGGACAAUUGAAUCAUUGCCUACCUUUCGAAGCUCACAGUUGUCAUCUCACGAAAAUUUUGCUUCAGCCAGGUCUCCAAACCACAGACUCAAGUAUUCAAAAGACAACUACAAAACUUCAUCCCUGAGGAGUUCCGAGCCAAACUUAUCAAAACAAUUUGGUAAUAUUAAAGAGCUAGCCAAAGAGUUGGAUACACUUCUGGAAUGCAUUGAAGAAAAAGGUGGUUUCAGGGAUGCCUGCACUGUUUUUCUGAGAGACUCAGUUGAAGCUUUGGAGGAGGGCAUGGGAACUCUCUCUGAAAAUUGCAGAAUGUUGAAGAGUGUGAUGGAUGAGCGGCUUGGAGAGAUCCAUCAUCUUCUAGAUAAAACUGUGCAAGUCUUGGCAAGGAAAAUAUAUGUAGACGGUAUUGUCAAGCAAGCUUCUGAUAGCCAAUAUUUGGAACUCUGGAAUCACCAAAAGUUGAGCUCCGAACUUGAGUUGAAGCGGCGAUGUAUACUAAAACUAAAUCAGGAGUUGACUAAUCAGUUGAUUCAAUUGGAGAGACACUUCAAUGCCCUUGAACUUCAGAGUUUUGGUGGAAAUGCUGGAUUUCACACGGAUCGGAGAACUUUGCAGAUUAGAUAUAUGCCUUCAAGACAACUUCAGCACUUGCAUAGUUUACAAAACACGAUGAGUUCACAGUUAGCAGCUGCUGAACAACUUUCUGAAUGUCUCUCAAAACAAAUGUCCAUGCUGAGUUUAGAGUCACCUGUAAGACAAAAGAAUGUCAAGAAGGAACUUUUUGAAACAAUUGGAAUCCCGUAUGAUGCCUCUUUUAGCUCGCCAGAUGCAAUGAAAGUUGGUGAUACCACUUCAUUGAAGAAACUUUUACUUUCUUCAGGUUCUGCUGCCACUAAAGGUAAGUCUAGGAGACACCAAUCAAGUGCUAUGAAAAGUUCUGAUUCAGAAACUUCCAGGAGAAGGAGAGACUCGCUUGAUCAGAGCUGGGCUAGUUUUGAGCCUACCAAAACAACUGUAAAAAGGGUGCUUUUGCAAGAAAAUCAGAAGAAAAAUGUGAAUAAAUCACUCUCGUUGAAGGAUAGGCAAAUUUUUAGUUCUGGCUUGGGGGACAUCUCCACAGUUCACCAAGAAGACCAGACAUCCCGAUCUCUCUUGCACCCAAUGGAAAGCAAAGCAGGCCUUCAUUAUGGAUCCCCUAAACAAACGUUUGAGAAAAAACCAACCGUUCCAUUUAAAUGGGCUACUGAUCCUCCAAUGUCAUCACAGCCUCUGGGCUCGCAUUCUCCUAUACUGCAAAAUAACGACGUAGCGAUGGUGUCAGUUUUGUCAUCCCUGGUAUCACUGCCAGGAGGAGAAAUAAGUAGCAGGGAAUCCUACAAUAUGACUGCUGAUAAAUCUAAGAGUAUGUUUUCUCAAAUUGAGAAGCCUGAUUCUGUUUCCACCAAUGAGACCAGAUGUAUUCAGCAAACUGAAACUAAUAUAAAUAAAAAUUCAGCAGACUCUGCCAUGCCACCAAUGCAGACACCUUUGUUUCCAAAGAAACCAGAUGAGAUUCCUGUUUCAACUACCAGUAGCGUGCUUGCAAAGUCAGCAAUGCAAAGUGUGAAGCCUGGACCAGCAGACACCAAAAGUUCAUUUUUCAAAUCUCCCAAUAAAAAUUAUGAGCAUCCGCUCUCUUUGUUAGGUACCUCUUCUAUGGCUCCCACCCAACCUGGAAAAGUUCCUGAGAUCAAUUUUGCUACUAGCAAAAGCCAACCUAGUGAAAAAGUUUCAUCUUCGCCAUCAGCCUUCAUGUCGCAUUCAGUUUCAUCAUCUCUGAUGUCCAAUGUAUCACCAAACAUCUCAUCAUCAAUAUCUACACCGAUGUUGUCAGCUGCAAUGUUACUGAGCACAUCUUUAACCAGUCCUAAGGCCCCCAGGACAGUGUUACCCUCACAUGCUCCACCUCCAACUUCAGAGGUUUCUCCAGAGCUGCAACCCCCUCUAGGGAAGACUCUGCCUUCUAGCAAUCCAAGUCCUUCAUGUUUGACAUCAGAAUCCCUUGAAACAGAUAUUCAGCCUCUUAUAGGAAAACCUGCACGAAAUGUAAACCCCACUCCAACACCUUCAGUGUCAGAAUCACUUGAAACAGAGCCCCAACCUCCUGCUGGAAAAAAUCCACCUUCUGUCACUCCAGUUACCCCUUCAGAAUCAGAUUCCUCAAAAACAGAGGUUCCACAUCCUCCGGGUGAAGCAAGUUCAAAGUCAGAUGUGGAUGUUCCCACAACUGCUCCACAGCCUAACCCCUCUACAUUUGGUUUGAAGCUUGAACCUUCAGCAUCAUCUGUCCUUACUACAGGACUAUCAACUGGAUUUGCACCAGUAAACCAGCCCAGCUUGAACCACUCUGGAAGUACUGAAUCUAAGGCGGCUCUGAAUUCUCAACCUCAACAGCCAUCUUCUCAUAAUGUUCCUUUUGGAGCACCAAACCUGACUUCUGAUAGCGUUAGUGGAAAGAAUGGAAGUUUGGAUGUUGCAGUUACAGAAGAGGUUGAAAUGGAGGAGGAGGCUCCUGAGGCUAGCUGCACAAAUGAACUUAAUUUGGGAAAUCUUGGAGGUUUUGGGAUUGGUUCAACCCCUAUCCCAACUGCUCCUAGAGCAAAUCCAUUUGGCAGUCCAUUUGGUAGCACAGGAUCAAAUGUAGCAAGCUCUUCAUUGACCAUGACUGUACCUAGUGGAGAGCUCUUUCGCCCUGCCUCUUUCAACUUUCAAUCUCCUCAGCCAUCCCAAAAGCCUCCACCAACAAAUAUGGGUGCUUUCUCUGGUGGCUUCGGCACAGGAGCAGUUGCUCAAGCUCCUGCUCAAAGUCAGUUUGGCCAGCCAGCACAUAUUGGAUCAGGACAGCAAGCACUGGAAUCAGUUCUUGGGACUUUUGGGCAGUCAAGACAGUUUGGAACUGGUUUACCUGGAAGUGGUUUCCCUUCUACCAGUGGUUUUGGUGGUGGCCUUGCUACUAGUAGUUCAGCAGGUGGCUUUGCAAGUGCUGCAACUGCUGGCGGGUUUGCUGGUGUUGCUUCUACUGGUGGUGGAUUUGCUGCUUUGGCCUCAUCUGGUACAGGAUUUGCUGGUGUGGCUGCUGGGGGUGGGUUUGGUAGUGUAGCUCCUGGUGUUGGGUUUGGUGGAGUGGCUUCUGGUGGCAGUGGCAUUGCUGGUGUGGCUUCAGGUGGAGGUGGGUUUGCCGCUGCAGCCUCGAGUGCUGGUGGUUUCGCAGCAGUGCCUGCAUCUGGUAGUGGAUUUGGUGCAUCAGGUAGUGGAUUUGGGGCUUUUGGCAGCCAACAAGGUACUGGAGGAUUCUCAGGUUUUCCCGGUAAUGCGGGAGGCAGCCAACAAGGAAUUGGUGGUUUCUCUACUUUCAGUGGUAAUCCAGCAGGAACUGGAAAACCCGUGGAAUUGUUUACACAGAUGAGAAAAUAGGGUCCAGAGCUUUUGGACUAGGAUUAGAAAUUUUGUUCGCAAAUGAAAAAUGCAUUUGGUAAAAUAGAAUGUAAAUUGAGAUUCAACCGAUGUGAGAUCACAUUCUGUCUGCAAUCUGAGUUCUGCUCUUUCUUAUUGUUGGACCUUUUUACCAAAUAUUAUGCCAAUGGGGGUGUCAAUUUAUUAAUGAAUGCAACAUAUUGUGUGUGGA
Messenger RNA from Populus euphratica (Euphrates poplar), 5936 nucleotides. It is a transcript of the gene LNO1, whose product is annotated as Nuclear pore complex protein. Gene Ontology annotation, molecular function: structural constituent of nuclear pore. The record is from RefSeq and is a predicted model, not a curated record. The coding region runs from base 215 to 5725 and encodes 1836 amino acids. Lineage: Eukaryota; Viridiplantae; Streptophyta; Magnoliopsida; Malpighiales; Salicaceae. Gene Ontology annotation, biological process: RNA export from nucleus. The transcript is spliced from 18 exons.